Drosophila rhopaloa is the source of this 789-nucleotide messenger RNA. RefSeq lists its product as uncharacterized. The record is from RefSeq and is a predicted model, not a curated record. NCBI's taxonomy places the organism in Eukaryota, Metazoa, Arthropoda, Insecta, Diptera, Drosophilidae. The transcript has a single exon. Bases 19 to 690 code for a protein of 223 amino acids.
GUGAGAACGGCGGCACUUAUGUUCCUCUAUAGCAAGUAUCUUGUGCGGAAUUCUAUCGGUUAUCGCCGCUAUUUUGGCAAAAACAAAAGCUUACAUUUACCUUUUGCAAACAUGUGCGAAGCGGUUUCUCCGGCGGAUCAGCGGAAUGUGGAGGUGAAGGCACGCAUUCCGGGCGGAGCCGAGGGCUUCGCGCAACUCCUAAUCCGGGCUAGAAAACUAAGCGGCGGCCAGGAUGCGCAGAUAAUUGAGCAGCACGAUGUUUUCUUUGAAUCUCCGUUGGGCGGACGCCUCAAGUUGCGCUAUUUACAGGCUCCAUUGCGAUCCCAAUUGGUCUACUACGAUCGCCCGGAUGUCGCCGGUCCCAAGCUCUCCAAGUUCAACAAGACGGAGGUGGACGAACCGGAGGUGCUGGAGAAGAUCCUACGCCAGUCGAACGGAGUACUUGGAGUACUCGCCAAGCGGCGGCAUUUAUUCCUGCACGGACAAACUCGCAUCCAUCUGGACGAGGUGAAGGAUCUGGGCCACUUCAUGGAGCUGGAGGUGUGUCUAAGGCCGGAGCAAACGCUGGAGCAGGGACAAACCAUCGCCGAGGAGCUGUCCAAGGAGCUGGGCAUCCAGGAGGAGGACCUCAUGACCGGCUCCUACUUCGAUGCCCUGCGGAAGGGACAGAAAAAUGUAGACAAACCGUAGUAUUAAUCUCUUUACCAAUCAUUUCCCAAUAUGGAUUACUUGGUUGCUUCAUUUUUGUAAAAAAAAAACGUGUAAAAUAAUAAAUUUUAAAACUAAAAA